Messenger RNA from Amphibalanus amphitrite, 2522 nucleotides. Its product is annotated as myeloid differentiation primary response protein MyD88-like. Gene Ontology annotation, biological process: defense response to Gram-positive bacterium; Toll signaling pathway; innate immune response. Gene Ontology annotation, cellular component: plasma membrane. Bases 131 to 1399 code for a protein of 422 amino acids. Gene Ontology annotation, molecular function: Toll-like receptor binding; TIR domain binding. The record is from RefSeq and is a predicted model, not a curated record. The transcript is spliced from 8 exons. NCBI's taxonomy places the organism in Eukaryota, Metazoa, Arthropoda, Thecostraca, Balanomorpha, Balanidae.
UUGUUGUAAUCCUCCGGCAAGAACACGCUGAAUUUUGUUUGAUUGACUUUCUUCAUAGCAAAGGAGUGUCGUGAAUUAUCCGAGUUUUUCCUUAUUUUACUUGAAGUGAAGAAGGAGAGAGCCACGAAAGAUGGGUGACCUGGACAGCUCUGAGAGCCCCAUAGCAGCUCUCACCUCCCCCACCAAGGACAAACUGGCGCUGAUGCUCAAUGGACAGAAAAUUCUCACCUCUGAUGAAGGGCUUCCUAGGGACUGGCGCGGCCUGGCGCAGCGCCUGGACUGCGACAUGGAGCGGCAGCAGCAGUUGGGUCGUGCGGCCAGUCCGGCGGCCGCCCUGCUGGAGCACUGCCGCGCGCUGCCCGUCGGUCAGCUGUGGACUGCGCUGGCGGCCAUCGGACGGCUGGAUGUGCAGGACGAUACCCAGGAAAUAGUCGCGGCGGACGUGGCUCGGUACCAGGAGCGGCUCUCGGGCUCGGUACGCACCAGCAGCGCCCUCCCGCUCGGCUCCGCCGGUGACGACGAGGAACUGCUCUGUGUCGGCGACGCCGAGUGUCUGCGAAACGGUCAGCCGCUGCCGACCUUUGACGCAUUUCUGCUGUACGAUGACGGAGACGCCGAGUUUGCCGCCGAGAUCGUCCGACGCAUGGAGGACAGGGGAAUCAAGCUGUGUGACAAGGAGCGCCACCUGCUGCCCGGGGUGACGUUCGAGCACCAGGGCAUCAUCCGGCUGAUGGAGACGCGCUGCCACCGCGUGCUGGCCGUCCUCUCGCCCCGCUUCCUCGAGUCGGCCGUCAACAAGUUCCUGGCCAUGUUCGCACAGGCGCUCGGACUCGACAAGCGGGGUCGGAUGCUGCUUCCGUGCGUGUACCAAAAGUGCACGCUGCCCUCGUACCUGAUGUACUGCUCGCGGCUCGACUUCACCCGCGGGAUCGGCCUGAUGGAUCCCUGGGAGAAGAUGUACGACACGCUCAAAGUGGCCAUGGCCACCCGCGUCAGGUCCAUCUCGUCGUCAGUCUCAGAGAGUCGGCCGGCACCAGCGGCCGCCGCUCAGUCCAAGGCGCGCUGUAACUCGACCUCGGGCGCCCUGGCCGUGCCGCGCACCCCCGUGCCGGCCGCCUGCGAGCCGCCCGAGAAGCCAGCGGCGGCCGAGGCGCAGCCGCGGUCCGCCAGUCGGGGCUUCCUGCGGCGUCUGCUGCCGACCAGGGGGCGCUCGCGCGGCUCAGAGAGCGGCACCGAGGGCGCCCCCACCACGCCGGAGUCGGAGCCCACCGCCGAGACGGAUCAGCAGCGGCGCGGCCAGCUCGGCAAACUGUUCAACCAUGGCAAGGACAAGCACAAGAACGGCAAACACAAGGCUAAGGCUGAGAAGAAGAAGAAAGAAGCCCUGCUAGCAGUGUGAUGAUUGUGGCGCGUGAAGUGUUCUGUCUUUGCCUUGAAACGAAGUGUAGUGUUAGGUAAGUAUAAUAGUUAGGUAUACAAUAUGGGGAUUUGGGGACUUAUUGAUGUGUUCAUGCUGUAUCUACUUCUACUUUUUACUGUCCAUUGGAGACUGGUGCUUUGUGGUUCUUUGUUUCGAUAUAUGUACUUCAGAAACUCUGCUAUAAAACGGAUAGCAGCUCCAAUUCCAUGAGUCACUUAGUACUUAUGUCACAAUUUUCAAUGGGGUGUCAUGCAGGUAACCUGUACUUCCAUAUCAUAGAGAAAUAGUUCAGAGAUAGCUGUGACUUCCUACAUGUCAGUCACCAGCUGUGCUUUACGUGCGCUCGGUGCUCACUUUGGUCAUGUUUACACCCGGUACAGACUCGAGCGGUGUCUGUUUGUGAUGCGAGGCGCUGCCGCCAGGUGGCAGGAGUGCGGGAGGGACUGUGGUGACCCGCCGGACGGGCCUUGUGCUUCCUUUGCGUGCUGACGGGUGGCUGUAUGUGUAUGUUUACGUGUGUUUAAGGUGUGCGUAUAUAUUGCUGAGCGCGGGUAGUGUGCGGGUAUACCCCGGGUGGAUGUCACCCCAGUCCGCGCGGGUGACUGCUCUAAAACGAGCUGUGGCGAAUCCUGUCCCCCUUUGGUCGCCGAGUGAUACCGCCUCACUGUGGUGUCAGGGCAACGCACGGCUCCCUUGCCAGGACGCAGUAUCGGAGGUAUCACAGUGGGAGACCAGCGCGGUACACGAGGUCUAGUCAGGGAAUUGAGCACAACACCGCGUGGCCUGGACUGUUGAACGUUGUUAGCGCUCGGUCGCCUGCCGGCACUGACCGGGUGCCUUGCCGGCCCCUGCUGUAUGCCGGCAGAUGUUGGAAGGCCUGGUGGAGAGUGUGGGAGCUGCUGCUCUCAGUGAGGUGACUGGGAACGAAGGGACCGGAGCGAGCCUUGCCUCCGAAGCGGGCUGUCUGUGAUUUACAGAGAAACUAUGACACAAGAUGAUGGUGCUGUUGGUAAUUCGCUGUAUUUGCACGUGCGUUACAAGCUGAAGGAUAUUUAAAUGUGCGUUGCAAGCUGAAAGAUAUUUAAAUAUAUCGACUUUUCUA